Rotaria sordida is the source of this 738-nucleotide messenger RNA. NCBI's taxonomy places the organism in Eukaryota, Metazoa, Rotifera, Eurotatoria, Philodinida, Philodinidae. The record is from the annotation of a GenBank genome assembly.
AUGUCAACUGGAAUUGGUAAAUGGGGUGAUAAACAUGAUGAACAUCAUGUUGGACUUGCUCGUCAUUCAUUUGAUCAAGAAUAUGAUAAAUCAUCAGCAUUUGAAUUUACAAAUCGUUCAUUUGCUCGACCACAACCAUGGCGUACAUAUCCUGUUUUAGGUGGUGAAACAGGUGAUGAAUUAGAUACACAUCCAUUACCAAAAGAACAACGAGAUAAAUUAUUACCAAAUAAAUCAUUAAAUCCUGAAUAUAAUCGAUAUUUUGAUGAAAAAAAACAAACAGAAGAUGGACAAUUACAAGUGCGAGAAGAUCAUUUAGCACUUUUUUCACCAAAAGCAAGAAAGGUUAUUCUUUUCGAUAUGGGUAUACAACCAAGCAAAGGUGAUCUUGAUCGUGAUUAUAAUAAUGAUACACGUUAUCGUGUUUGGGGUUUACCCUAUUUUAUGGCUCCAUAUGAUGCACGUGUUCUUAUUCCUAUUGGUUUUUCAACAGUUGUAUUAAUGCGUAAUAUGUAUUUACGUCGACCAUUUUUUUCAGCAAGACCUGUUUAUGCUGCAGCUAUUGUUGGUGGUUAUUUAUUUGGUUCAUGGUGGAGAAAAUUUCGUGAACAACGUAUGUUAGAAAAAGAAUUGAGUAUUUGGGAUUAUGUUCGACGACAUCCAGAAGAUUUUCCUGAAGUAUUUGAAAAACGUCGAAAAUAUCAAGAAAUUUUUCAAUCAUGGAGACCAUUACGUUAA